CAGUAUCCUCUAGCCAUCUCCCAGUACGGACCCCAGCGGCUGACAAAAAGGACCAGAAGCAUGGAAUAAAUGAGCCCCAAGCCCAAAAGGAGACACAAGAAGGGAAUCUCUAAUCUCGCUAUUGUCUUUACUCCUCGAUCAUUCAGCGCGCUCUCCACUCUUUUUUUUUUCUUUCGCACCUCCCUCUCGUUUCUUUGACUCCUGUUGUCUUUAGCUCCCUUGCAGAUGAGGACCAUCAUGGCGAGAACCCCCCAUGAGUCAUCCUUCUCCUUCUCCAAGAGGCACUUCCAACGGAUUAUCGGAAAGGGAGGUGGGGGUGAGGAGAGGAAGAAUGGAGAUGGGAAGGCAGAGGACGAGUUUCUCGCUUUCUCCAACUCCUCAUCGAAUGGUUGUGAGGAUGAGGCCGUGGGGGCUGCUCCACCGGCUGCAAGGAAAAGGGGGGCUUCCUCUGCUGCCGUAGCCGUCUCGAGGUUCCGGUCGGUGAUAGCAGCGGCAAUUGCCCGGCGGCAUCGGCUGGGGGGCCUUGGUCCCCGUGUCACCGGCACCCUGUUCGGGCACCGCCGGGGCCACGUCCACUUCGCAUUCCAGGUGGACCCCCGGUCGUGCCCGGCGCUGCUCAUCGAGCUCGCGACGCCGACGAGCACGCUCGUGAGGGAGAUGGCAUCGGGGCUGGUGCGAAUUGCCCUCGAGUGCGAGCGGAGGGACGGGAAGGCGGCGGGGAAGCUGCUGGAGGAGCCUCUUUGGCGCGCGUACUGCAACGGGAAGAAGUGCGGCUACGCGGUGCGGCGCGAGUGCGGGCCGGCGGAUUGGAGGGUGCUGCGGGCGGUCGAGCCGGUGUCGAUGGGCGCAGGGGUGCUGCCGGGGGAUGGCGGCUCCAGCUCCGAGGGGGAGAUGAUGUACAUGAGGGCGAGGUUCGAGCGGGUGGUGGGAUCUAAAGACUCCGAGGCCUUCUACAUGAUGAACCCUGAUAACAAUGGCGGCCCUGAGCUCAGUAUCUACUUGCUAAGAGUUUGAUGAUCCAAAUGGAUUCUGAUCCUAUUCUCUCCUUGGCCAUGGAAAAAGAUUUAGGUUCUUUCUGGUAAGCAUGGUACUUUGGGUGGUUGGUUCUGUUUUGCCCUUUUCCUCCUCUUUUUCUUUUUCUUCUUCUUCUUUCCCCGUCCAUUCUGCUGGUAAUAAACUCGUUUGCUUUGGGGACUGUUUUGUUAGAUUUAGUAGAUAAGGUGUUCCAUAGCGGUAUAGUGCUCUACUGGUAAUGCUUAAAACUAGUGGUUGGCUUGAAGGUUUGUCAAAACAAUUGUUGUAACAUCGUAUAAGUUGGGAGUAUAUAUUGUAGUUGGCUAUUUAUGUGUUUA
Molecule: messenger RNA, 1352 nt
Organism: Phoenix dactylifera (date palm)
Lineage: Eukaryota; Viridiplantae; Streptophyta; Magnoliopsida; Arecales; Arecaceae
Source: RefSeq, a predicted model, not a curated record